AUGAAGAUGAGCGUGCAGCUGUAUGGGUAUUUUGGUUUGUAUGCAGUGAUAGUGAUAAUUAUGGUAGUGCAUCUUGGAGGUGCUGAUACCACUGUAACAAUGGAAAACAAGGUGGAGGACUUGGACGUGGUGGUGAGAAAUGAGACUUGUGUAGAUGAUAACGACGGUGGUCUCGGUCACGGCAACGAUGGGCAGCAGCAGCUAGGGUUCGGAACGUACGAAGAGAGCUGCCCGGAGGUGGAGGCCAUCGUAUUCUAUUGGGUCCAAAAUGCCGUCUCCCAGGACCCUCGAAUGGCUGCUUCCCUCCUUCGCCUCCAUUUUCAUGACUGCUUCGUUAAUGGGUGUGAUGGUUCAGUGCUGUUGGACGACAAGGGGAGUUUUGUCGGAGAGAAAACUGCGGCCCCAAAUUUGAAUUCGCUGAGGGGGUUCGAAGUCGUCGACGCCAUAAAAUCCCACCUUGAAGCCCUUUGCCCUGUCACCGUUUCUUGUGCUGAUAUUCUCGCCUUUGCCGCCAGAGACUCCGUUGUUCUUUCAGGUGGGCCGAGUUGGGAAGUACAAACGGGAAGGAGGGACAGCCUGAACGCGAGCAAAACAGACGCAAACGCCAACAUCCCAGGCCCCAACUCCGACGCCGCCACGCUCCUAGCUAAGUUUCAGAACGUUGGCCUCACCCUCAACGACAUGGUCACCCUCUCUGGUGCACAUACAAUGGGAAAAGCUAGAUGCUCCACAUUUACCUCCAGAUUCAGUACUGGAGGUGCCACUUCUAAUGGUCCCGAUGUUAACGUCGACUUCCUGCAGUCCCUUCAGCAGCUGUGCUCCAACUCAAACACAACAUUAGCACAUCUUGACCUUGUCACCCCUUCAACAUUUGACAACCAGUACUACGUCAACCUAGUCUCCGGCGAGGGGCUGCUUCCAUCAGACCAGGCCCUCGCCCAUCAUGACCAAACACGAGAGAUUGUAGAGUCCUAUGCCAACAAUGCUGCGGUGUUCUUUGAGGGCUUCAAGAACUCUAUGCUGAAGAUGGGUGGCUUGGGGGCCCUCGUAGGAAAAAAUGGAGAAAUCCGGCAGAACUGCCGCAGCAUAAAUUAG
Molecule: messenger RNA, 1095 nt
Organism: Malania oleifera
Lineage: Eukaryota; Viridiplantae; Streptophyta; Magnoliopsida; Santalales; Ximeniaceae
Product: peroxidase 40
Exons: 4
Coding region: 1-1095 (364 amino acids)
Biological process (GO): response to oxidative stress; hydrogen peroxide catabolic process
Molecular function (GO): peroxidase activity; heme binding
Source: RefSeq, a predicted model, not a curated record